GUUACAUAUACUUACAUACAUAACUAAAAAUUAUCUAUAAAGAAUAUAUUUAAAAUAAAAUAUAAAUUUACAUAUCAUUCUCACAAAAUAAUUAAUUAUUUAUGUAACAGUUGUACAACUUGAUAAUAUAAUUAUAUAUUUUAUAAAGAUAAUUAUCAUUAAAAAAAAAAAAAUAAGCAAGUUGGCCGAUACUUGUAUUAAAAAAUUACAUAACCUCAAAAAAAUUAAUUUCUUCAGUUAUCAAGAAGAAAGAAACAUGAAUUUUGUUUAUUCGAAAACAAAUAAAAUAAAAUGUAGAUGGGAAAUACCUUCUAAUAAUAAUUAUCGAAGUGAAAAAAAUUACUUUAUAAAACCUUUAAAUUAUUGUUUGAUAACAGUAGUAAUGGACUACGAACCAUCAAAUUCAGAUGUAAUUAUAGAAGUAAACAGAGAAUACAAAAUAGUACCGGGAACAGUUGCCGUUGAAGUUUAUUCAAAUAACAAAAUAAAAUACUCUGAAAUAAUAGACCAUUGGUUUGAAAACAGCUUAAAUGUAUUUGUUCCUAACUGUAGAAAUUCAAUUGAUAGUAUCGACAGUUCCUCUGAGGAUUCUGCAGCGAUGUUAGAUGAUUCCCAUGACAAUAAUUACAUAAGAAUAAAAUGCGAAAUAACAUGGCUGGGAUGUACAAGCGACGAUUGUUUGUCGUGUCCAUUGAUUUCAAAUUAUUUGAAUAAUGAUAAAGAGGAUGACUGGAAAAUUUUCUAUCUCGAUCGUACAUUGAGUGACGUCGUAUUGAUAAUAGAUGAAGAAGAAAUACCAGCGCAUAAAUUUGUUCUUGCUGCUCAUAGUCCUGUUUUUUUGGCAAUGUUCCAAUCAAAUAUGAAAGAGGCGCGCGAAAAUAGUAUUACUAUUGAAAAUAUUGAGAUUGAUGUUAUGAAAGAAGUAUUGAAAUUUAUGUACACUGGGGAAACAUCAGCUGAAGAUAAUUAUGAGCUUGCAUUGAAAUUAUUGGAUGUUACAGAUAGAUAUCAGAUUAUAAAAUUGAAAAAUUUUUGCGAAUCAACAAUAUUUCGAUAUCUGUCAUUGAACAAUGCGAUUUAUAUUGCUAUUGAAGCUGAAAAACACAAUGCUGACACACUACGUGAGAUGGCAAUUAAAUUUAUCGUUAAAAAUAUUGAUACUAUUGUUUUACUCAAUGAUUAUAAGCAACUGGGAUCCAGUCAUCCAGGAUUAAUGUCUGAAAUUAUCAAUUUAUUGAAAUAAAUUUUCAUUUAGUAAAAUAAUUAAUUGUUAAAACUCAUUGUUUAGAAAUUAGCAAUUGAAAUAAUAAUGGCAACUUAAUAAUGUUGCUCGUUAAAAAAAAUUUGAUGCACUUUUUAAUAAUUUAUUUAUUAUUAGUUUUGAUA
Molecule: messenger RNA, 1386 nt
Organism: Microplitis demolitor
Lineage: Eukaryota; Metazoa; Arthropoda; Insecta; Hymenoptera; Braconidae
Product: TD and POZ domain-containing protein 4
Exons: 2
Coding region: 257-1243 (328 amino acids)
Biological process (GO): regulation of proteolysis; proteasome-mediated ubiquitin-dependent protein catabolic process
Cellular component (GO): cytoplasm
Molecular function (GO): ubiquitin protein ligase binding
Source: RefSeq, a predicted model, not a curated record